Ipomoea triloba (trilobed morning glory) is the source of this 627-nucleotide messenger RNA. RefSeq lists its product as uncharacterized. Gene Ontology annotation, molecular function: RNA-DNA hybrid ribonuclease activity; nucleic acid binding. The coding region runs from base 1 to 627 and encodes 208 amino acids. The record is from RefSeq and is a predicted model, not a curated record. Lineage: Eukaryota; Viridiplantae; Streptophyta; Magnoliopsida; Solanales; Convolvulaceae. The transcript has 2 exons.
AUGGCAGUAAUAUUCAUAUCACUGCACCAAGAUGCAGGGGCUGUGGUGGAUGGAGCUCGCAGCUACUUGGAGGCGUGGACAAGAAUUCAUGAAUCCAUAAUCACACCUUCGUCUCAAAAUGACCUUUCUUGUUGGAGGAAACCUCCCCCUGGUUGGGUUAAGUUGAAUGUGGAUGCAGCUAUUAAUAAAGGCCUAAACUCUACUGGUCUGGGCUUCAUACUCUGCAAUGAGGACGGCAACUUUCUGGCAGCAAAGGAGCAAAAGUGGAGUGAGGAGAUCGGGCCAACCAGGUUCACAUCAGAAGCAGAAGCUAUCAGAAUUAGGGAAGCUUUGAAAUGGAUAAAGGUUAUGAAUGUUGACAGAGUCCAGAUUGAAACAGAUGCUCUUCUUGUUAUUCAAGGACUAAACAAUCCAAAGUUGAUAUCAUCUUUUGAUUUAGUCUUAGAGGAUAUUCGUAAACUAGCUAAUGAUUUUCAGUGUAUUAGCUUUAUGUUUGUUAAGCGGUCCGCGAAUACGACAGCUCACCUACUAGCUCGAGAAGCCGUAUUCAUUGCUGAUUGCAUCAUUUGGGCAAGCUUGCCCCCUUCUUUCUUGUAUGAUGUUCUUACUUUGGAUAAUGAAAUCUAA